This is a messenger RNA of Arabidopsis arenosa, 768 nucleotides long. The record is from the annotation of a GenBank genome assembly. NCBI's taxonomy places the organism in Eukaryota, Viridiplantae, Streptophyta, Magnoliopsida, Brassicales, Brassicaceae.
AAAUUCAUCAACCAAACUCACCAAGAACAAGAACAAGAACAACAAGAACAAGAAAUUCACAACAGCAACAAAGAACACAAGAAACACAAACAAGAAGGAAUCACAAAGAUUGAUAUUGAUCAAAAAGCAAUGGCGUACGAGAAAGUCAACGAGCUUAACCUUAAGGACACAGAGCUAUGUCUUGGAUUACCAGGAAGAACAGAGGAAAUCAAAGAAGAGCAAGAGGUUUCUUGUGUUAAAAGCAACAACAAGCGUCAAUUUGAGGAAACUCGUGAGGAAGAAGAAUCUACACCUCCUACCAAAACUCAAAUCGUUGGUUGGCCACCGGUGAGAUCUUCCCGUAAGAACAACAACAGUGUGAGCUACGUGAAAGUGAGUAUGGACGGAGCUCCUUACCUCCGCAAGAUCGAUCUCAAGACAUACAAAAACUACCCUGAGCUUCUCAAGGCGUUAGAGAGCAUGUUCAAAGUCACGAUAGGUCAAUAUUGUGAGAGAGAAGGAUACAAAGGAUCUGGAUUUGUACCAACAUACGAGGAUAAAGAUGGAGAUUGGAUGUUGGUUGGUGAUGUUCCAUGGGACAUGUUCUCUUCAUCUUGUAAGAGACUCAGAAUCAUGAAGGGUUCCGACGCUCCUGCUCUAGACUCUUCCUUAUGAUCCAGAGAGGAUGAGAAGCUUUUGUUUUAAGGGAGAUGAUGACUAUAAUCGAUGAAUGAAAAACCCUUUUUGGUUUGAUUCUGAUCGAAGUUUGACUAAAGUUGACCACAAGAA